AUGAACAAGCGCAUCAGAGACGACACACAGGCAGCCAGGAAGAAGCUCAAGACGGAGGACGGCGAAGAGCCAGUAGGGGACGAGCUCGACGCUCUCGUCGCAGCCGUCGAUGGCCUCAAACACCUCGGCAGGGCCAUUGCGCCGCCAUUCAGGAAGCUGCCGCCGAAGCAGCAGUACCCUGACUACUACCAACUCAUCAAGAAGCCCAUUGCCAUUGAAAGUAUCCGUCAAAAUCUCAAGCAGGGCGAAUAUUUGACCCUCGACAUGCUCAAGCAAGAUCUGCUGCAAAUGACCAACAACGCGAAGCGCUACAAUGAGAAGGGCUCUGGCUUGUACCUCGACGCAAAGCUCAUUAGCAGUCUGGUCAAGACGUGGGGAGGAGGGCAAGCUGCGCCGAGCAGUAGUGAUGACGAAGCCGCCCCGUUGACGAUGAAGCAGAAGAUUGCGUGGAUCCUGCAAAAGCUGCACCAGGUCUUCGAUGGCGAGCGGCGACUUGCAGAGAUCUUUUCCGUGCUGCCAGACAAGGAGAUGUAUCCAGACUACUACAAGAUCAUCAAACGGCCCAUCUCCCUCAAGGAAAUCGACAAGGACAACAAGCGCGGCAACUACAAGAACAUUGACAAGUUUGCUGAUGACCUCGAGCAGAUGUACACCAAUGCGUUGACCUUUAACGAAGAUCAGUCUAUUGUUGCACAAGACGCAAGAGCACUGAAAGAGCUGUCUGACAAGCUGAUUGCUGAUGUGCGUGCG
Messenger RNA from Protomyces lactucae-debilis, 750 nucleotides. RefSeq names its product Bromodomain-containing protein. Gene Ontology annotation, cellular component: RSC-type complex. Gene Ontology annotation, molecular function: protein binding. The record is from RefSeq and is a predicted model, not a curated record. The annotation marks the transcript as partial. The transcript has a single exon. Gene Ontology annotation, biological process: chromatin remodeling. NCBI's taxonomy places the organism in Eukaryota, Fungi, Ascomycota, Taphrinomycetes, Taphrinales, Protomycetaceae.